This is a messenger RNA of Cercocebus atys (sooty mangabey), 3833 nucleotides long. It is a transcript of the gene XPC, whose product is annotated as xeroderma pigmentosum, complementation group C. Gene Ontology annotation, cellular component: nucleus; cytoplasm; nucleotide-excision repair factor 2 complex. Gene Ontology annotation, molecular function: damaged DNA binding; single-stranded DNA binding. Bases 45 to 3029 code for a protein of 994 amino acids. The transcript is spliced from 17 exons. The record is from RefSeq and is a predicted model, not a curated record. Gene Ontology annotation, biological process: mismatch repair; nucleotide-excision repair. NCBI's taxonomy places the organism in Eukaryota, Metazoa, Chordata, Mammalia, Primates, Cercopithecidae.
CCUGGUGCGUCACUCGCGAAGUGGAUUUUUCCCCGACAAGCAAUAUGGCUCGGAAGCGCGCGGCCGGCGGGGAGCUGCGGGGACGCGAAACGCGCAGCCAGAAGUCCAAGGCCAAGAGCAAGACCCGGCGUGAGGAGGAGGAGGAUGCCUUUGAAGAUGAGAAACCCCCAAAGAAGAGCCUUGUCUCCAGAGUUUCACAAGGAAAGAGGAAGAGAGGCUGCAGUGAUCCUGGGGGUUCAGCAGGUGGUCCAGCAAAAAAGAAAGUGGCCAAGGUGACUGUUAAAUCUGAAAACCUCAAGGUUAUAAAGGAUGAAGCCCUCAGCGAUGGGGAUGACUUCAGGGACUUUCCAAGUGACCUCAAGAAGGCACACCAUCCGAAGAAAGGGGCUACCAUGAAUGAAGACAGCAACGAAGAAGAGGAAGAAAGUGAAGAUGACUGGGAAGAGGUUGAAGAACUUAGUGAGCCUGUGCUGGGUGACGUGAGAGAAAGUACAGCCUUCUCUCAAUCUCUUCUGCCUGUGAAGCCAGUGGAGAUAGAGAUUGAAACGCCAGAGCAGGCGAAGACAAGAGAAAGAAGUGAAAAGAUAAAACUGGAGUUUGAGACAUAUCUUCGGAGGGCGAUGAAACGUUUCAAUAAAGAGGUCCACGAGGACACACACAAGGUUCACCUUCUCUGCCUGCUAGCAAAUGGCUUCUAUCGGAAUAACAUCUGCAGCCAACCAGAUCUGCGUGCUAUUGGCCUUUCCAUCAUCCCAGCCCACUUUACCAGAGUGCUGCCUCGAGAUGUGGACACCUACUACCUCUCAAACCUGGUGAAGUGGUUCAUUGGAACAUUUACAGUUAAUGCAGAGCUUUCAGCCAGUGAACAAGAUAACCUGCAGACUACAUUGGAAAGGAGAUUUGCUAUUUACUCUGCUCGAGAUGAUGAGGAAUUGGUCCAUCCGCAGAAGAAACAAGGCAAAAGCAAUCAUUUAUCUCACCAUAACAUGGCUCCUCACACUGGACUUUCUCCUGAGGCUGUGGCAGUAAUCAAGGAGAGAUGCUGGGACCUGGAGACCCGUGUAGGAAGGCCUUGCCCGAGUACAUUAUCACUGUUGCCGCUGAAGAUAUUCUUACUGAUUCUCCGGGCUCUGCAGCUCUUGACCCGGCUGGUAUUGUCUCUACAGCCAAUUCCUCUGAAGUCAGCAGCAGCAAAGGGAAAGAAACCUUCCAAGGAGAGACUGACUGCGGAUCUGGGAGGCUGCUCAGAAACUUCCAGCCAAGUUCUAGAAAACCACACCAAGCCAAAGACCAGCAAAGGAACCAAACAAGAGGAAACCUUUGCUAAGGGCACAUGUAAGCGAAGUGCCAAAGGGAAGAGGAACAAGGGAGGCAGAAAGAAACAGAGGAAGCCCUCCUCCAGCGAGGAAGACCAGGGCCCAGGAGACAAGCAGGAGAAGGCAACCCAGCGACGUCCGCAUGGCCGGGAGCGGCGGGUGGCCUCUAGGGUGUCUUAUAAAGAGGAGAGUGGGAGUGAUGAAGCUGGCAGUGGCUCUGAUUUUGAGCUCUCCAGUGGAGAAGCCUCUGAUCCCUCUGAUGAGGAUUCUGAACCUGGCCCUCCAAAGCAGAGGAAGGCCCUUGCUCCUCAGAGGACAAAGGCUGGGUCCAGGAGUGCCUCCAGGACCCAAUGUGGGAGCCAUCGUAAGGACCCAAGCUUGCCAGUGGCAUCCUCAAGCUCUUCGAGCAGUAAAAGAGGCAAGAAAAUGUCCAGCGAUGGUGAGAAGGCAGAAAAAAGGAGCAUAGCUGGUGUAGACCAGUGGCUAGAGGUGUUCUGUGAGCAGGAGGAAAAGUGGAUAUGUGUGGACUGUGUGCACGGCGUGGUGGGCCAGCCUCUGACCUGUUACAAGUACGCCACCAAGCCCAUGACCUAUGUGGUGGGCAUUGACAGUGACGGCUGGGUCCGAGAUGUCACACAGAGGUACGACCCAGCCUGGAUGACAGUGACCCGCAAGUGCCGAGUUGAUGCUGAGUGGUGGGCAGAGACCUUGAGACCAUACCAGAGCCCAUUUAUGGACAGGGAGAAGAAAGAAGACUUGGAGUUUCAGGCAAAACACAUGGACCAACCUUUGCCCACUGCCAUUGGCUUAUAUAAGAACCAUCCUCUGUAUGCCCUGAAGCGGCAUCUCCUGAAAUAUGAGGCCAUCUAUCCUGAGACAGCUGCCAUCCUUGGGUAUUGUCGUGGAGAAGCGGUCUACUCCAGGGAUUGUGUGCACACUCUGCAUUCCAGGGACACGUGGCUGAAGAAAGCAAGAGUGGUGAGGCUUGGAGAAGUACCCUACAAGAUGGUGAAAGGCUUUUCCAACCGUGCUCGGAAAGCCCGACUUGCUGAGCCCCAGCUGCGGGAGGAAAAUGACCUGGGCCUGUUUGGCUACUGGCAGACAGAGGAGUAUCAGCCCCCCGUGGCCGUGGACGGGAAGGUGCCCCGGAACGAGUUUGGGAAUGUGUACCUCUUCCUGCCCAGCAUGAUGCCUAUUGGCUGUGUCCAGCUGAACCUGCCCAAUCUACACCGUGUGGCCCGCAAGCUGGACAUCGACUGUGUCCAGGCCAUCACUGGCUUUGAUUUCCAUGGCGGCUACUCCCAUCCCGUGACUGAUGGAUACAUCGUCUGUGAGGAAUUCAGAGACGUGCUCCUGACUGCCUGGGAAAAUGAGCAGGCAAUCAUUGAAAAGAAGGAGAAGGAGAAAAGGGAGAAGCGGGCUCUAGGGAACUGGAAGCUGCUGGCCAAAGGUCUGCUCAUCAGGGAGAGGCUGAAGCGUCGCUACGGGCCCAAGAGUGAGGCAGCAGCUCCCCACACAGAUGCAGGAGGUGGACUCUCUUCUGAUGAAGAGGAGGGGACCAGCUCUCAAGCAGAAGCAGCCAGGAUACUGGCUGCCUCCUGGCCUCAAAACCGAGAAGAUGAAGAAAAGCAGAAGCUGAAGAGUGCGCCCAGGAAGACCAAAAGGGAAAAGAAGGCAGCAGCUUCCCACCUGUUCCCAUUUGAGAAGCUGUGAGCUGAGCACCCACUACGGGGGCGCCCACCACUUGCUGCUGCCCCGCUACAGGCCCCACACCUGCCCCAGGCAUGCCCAGCCCCCGGUGGUGGGGGCUUCUCACUGAGAAGGCAAACUGAGGCAGCAUGCACGAGGCAGGGCCAGGGGAGAGGAGACCAAGCUGAGGAGGUGCUGCAGGUCCCGCCUGGCCCCAGCCCUUGUCAGAUCCACCCAGGGUGAAGCCUUCAAAGCUUUUUGCUACCAAAGCCCACUCACUCUUUGAGCUACAGAACACUGUGGCGGGAGAUACUGUCCUUCCUCCUAGACCUGUUUUUUCCAUCUUUGGAAACAUCAGUUUUUGUAUGGAAGCCACUGGGAGAUUUCUGGAUGGUGGUGCAUCCAUGAACGUGCUGAUCCUUUCUUCCAGUUAGAGUCUUCAUCUGUCCGACAAGUUCACUCGCCUCGGUUGUGGACCUAGGACCCUUUAUCUGCAGGCCGCUUACCUUCCCCUGAGUCAGGCUUACUAAUGCUGCCCUUGCUGCCUCUUUGCAGUAAGGGAGAGAGCAGAGAAAUACAGGUCAUCUCAGAUUAUGGAAUUGCUGGGAUCUAGUUUUCCAAGUAACAUUUGCGGUGGCAGAAGCCUACAAAAGAGCUAAAAUCAGGAAAGAAAAGGAAAAAUACGAAUUGAAAAUUAAGGAAAUGUUAGUACAAUAGAUCAGUGUUAAACUAGAUUCUAUUCAUCACUAGAUAAAAUAUAAAGCUAUCUGUACUAAGGAGAAAUAACUUUUAUAACAUUUUGAGAAAAAAAUAAAGCAUUUAUCUAAA